CGCGAGAGCGGGGGCGUGAGCGGAGAUGAGGAGCACGGGCAUCAACAGAGAAUCGUGCCAGCGUUGGGACUAGGGGGUCCAGGGACGUCUGGGGUUCAGAGUCUGGUAUGGGGGUUCAGCUACGGGACUGGAGCGCAGUGUCCGGCGCUCAUUGCCGGGGUGACAGCUAGACCCGGGGGUGGGUGUGCGCCGUCAGGGUCGGGAUGAGGGUGCGUGCUCUCGCACUGCCGCUGAUGCUCGCCUGGAUGCUGGUGCCCGGGUACGGGGCCAAGCGGCGGGGGGCGGCGAGGCGAGCCCACCGGGCACAGCGCGGCCACUGCAGCUUCACCUUCCUGCUGCCCGGCGUCGAAGCGUGCGGUGCGGCCGAGGGGCGCGGGGCCGACCCCCUGCAACGGGACGCCGCGACUGGCAAGGCAGACAGCUCGGCGCAGACCCUCCGGCGGCUGGAGACGGCGACAGGGAACAACACGCAGUGGCUGCAGAAGCUUGAAAGCUACCUGCAGGACAGCAUCCAGCUGGAGAUGGUCCAGCUACAACAGAGCGUGGUACGGAACCACACAGUGACCAUGCUGGAGAUUAGUUCCGACCUGCUGAGCCGGACGGUGCAGCAGACCCGCAGGCUGACUGACAUUGAAGCACAGGUUUUGAACCAGACGUCAAGCAUGGAGAUUCGGCUCUGGGAGAACUCCCUUUUCACCAACAAGCUGCAGAAACAGCUGAUAGUCCAAACCAACGAGAUCAGCAAAAUGCAAGAGUGUAAUCGCCUUUUAGAGAGGAAGGUGUUCAACCUGGAGGCCAGGUAUCGGAAUGUGAGCUCUAUCAAGAGGGAGAGGGAGCUUCUUCAGCAGUUCCUAGCCCAGCAGGUCAGCGCCGUACGGGAGCUGGAGUUACGGCUGCAGGAGGCCAGCAGCAGCACCAGUGACCUCCAGCACCAGCAGCUGCUACUCAAGGACAACAUACAGCACCUCGUCACCCUGGUCUCCCAGGGCAAAGCAGCAGCCGAGAAGAAAGAUGAGAAGAUCUACAGAGACUGUGCAGAGGCCUCAGCAUCUGGUGCCAGUGUGAGCGGCAUUUAUACCAUACGUAUAGAGAAUACAACAGAGCACUGGAAGGUUUACUGUGACAUGGAGACGAGUGGAGGGGGGUGGACAGUGAUACAGAGGAGAUUUAAUGGCAGCCUUAACUUCCAGAGAAACUGGAAGGAAUACAAACUGGGUUUCGGGGACAUCUCUGCUGAGCACUGGCUGGGGAACGAAGCCAUCUACCUGCUGACUAAUCAGCGGCCACAUUCCUUACGGAUUGAGCUGAGAGAUUGGGAUGAAAACCAAGCCUACGCCUUGUACGAGAAGUUCCACUUGAGCAGUGAGAGGCAGAAAUACAGAUUGUACCUAAGGGGCUACAGUGGGACGGCGGGAGAGCAGAGCAGCCUGACCGCGCACGAUGUCCGCUUCAGCACCAGCGACGCCGACAACGACAACUGCCGCUGCAAGUGUGCGCGGCUGCUGACCGGAGGCUGGUGGUUUGACGCCUGUGGUCUGUCCAACCUCAACGGGAUGUACUACCCAGCCCGCAAUCACUUACGGAAGCUGAACGGCAUCAAGUGGCAUUACUUCAGAAGCACCAGUUACUCCCUGCGGGCCAGCACCAUGAUGAUCCGGCCCUCAGACUUCUGAUCGAACGUAUGGGGCUGGCACAGAGCCCAGGUCAAGGGUGCCUGAGGACAAUAUUCUCUGGACAUGGGCAUGGGGACGAUGGGUGGGGAACAAUGGCAGGUAGAGGAAGGGUGUGAGCAACUGGUCACCAGUCCUUGUCCAUGGGGAUUUGUCUUUAGUGCUGGUGACCCACCAGGUCGGUGAGUCCCAGGGUCAAAGCCUGGGUGAGUCUGUAGGUUGAGGCUUGGAGGUCUAAGCCCUGUGAUCAGUAACUCCGGGAGUCGAUACCCAGAAGUCAGCAAACUCCAAAGGUCAAAGUCCAUUAAUUUCUGGUUGACUUGGACUCUGAUCAUCAGCUUCUGUCCCAGACUCUUCAUUUAUUGCCCCUGCCUCCAACUCACCCUCAUCCCUGUCCCUAAACGCUAACUUGCCCCCUGACUCCCUGUGCUGCCCCCAAAACCAACAGGACGAACGUUAAAAAAAAUCUAAGUCUGAGCCCCAACCUCAAUGGACAUCGCAGCUUGCCACCCCCUUGAAAUUCUUCACACCUCUGUUUAAAGACUUCAAUCUAAUCUUGUAAUGGUUCAGAGACAACUUGAGGAAGGAGAUAUCAGACAGAUCUUUUCAUUAAGGGGUGUACUUAGAAGUUCAAAGGUGGUAAAGGUUUUACAAAUUACCUCCAGAGGGUGCUGUGCUGUUGAACUAGCAUUUGCAGGAGGACUUGUAAAGGAACGAUUGUUAUUGAACUGUUAUGAGCGUCAUUAAGCAUGUGUUUUCUUCUUUUAAGAUCCACUUAAUCAUACAAAUGUGUACUAGGUAUUCACAACCAAUGAAUCACUUGUCAAUUUAAAAUGUCAGCUGUGUCUGGCAUUGCUGGAGUGGGCUUGGAGGCGAAUCCAAUGUUUGGCCGAUUUAAGUGCUGGGCCAGAUUGAAAGUAUCAGGGUGUUGGGGUCGAAGGCGAGGGACGGACGGUUCCGCUCACAGCUCUGAAAGGCUGCGGCCGGUAACUAACAGGCUCCUGAAUCAGCUGCUGGCAUUGUGUCUGCAGACUCACUGUCGUGAACUUCAGUUCUGAAUGCCAUUUGCUUACUUUUAUUGUUUGCAUUAUUUGUUUUCCUUUCUCUGCACAUUGGGCAUUUGACAGUCUUUUUUUUAAUGGGUUUCUUUGAGUUCCUUUGUUUUAGACCAUAAGACAAAGGGGCAGAAUUAAGCCAUUUGGCCCCUUAAGUCUGCUCUGCCAUUUCAUCAUGGCUGAUCCAAUUUUCCUCUCAGCCCCAUUCUCCAGCCUUCUCCCUCUAUCCCUUCAUGCCCUGACUAAUCAAGAAUCUAUCAACCUCUGCCUUAAAUACAUGUAAAGGCUUGGCCUUCACAGCCCCCUGUGGCAACAAAUUCCACAGACUCGCCACUCUCUGACUAAAGAAAUUCCUCCUCAACUCCAUUCUAAGAGGAUGUCCUUGUAUCCUGAGGCUGUGCCCUCUGGACUUAGACUCCCUCACAUUGAAAACGUUCUCUUCACAUCCACUCUAUUGAGGCCUUUCAACAUUCGAUAGGUUUCAUUGAUAAAUAUAGGCCCAGAGCCUUUCAAUUCUGAAAUCAUUUUUGUGAACCUCCUUUGAACCCUCUCCAACGUCAGCACACCCUUUCUCCAAUAAGGGAAGCAAAACUGCUCACCAUACUCCAAGUGAAGUCUCACCAGUGCUUUAUGAAGCCUGAACAUUACCUCCUCGCUUUUAUAUUCUAGCCUUCUUGAAAUAAAUGUAAACAUCACUCUUGCCUUCCUCACCACCGACUCAGAUCUGCAAAUCAACCUUUGGGGAAUCCUGCACAAGGUUUCCCAAAUCCCUUUGCACCUCAGAUUUUUGAAUUUUCUCUUCAUUUGGAAAAUAGACUACCCUUUUAUUUCUUCUACUAAAAUGCAUGACCAUACAUGCCCAACAUUGUAUUCCAUCUGCCACUUCUUUGCCCAUUCUCCUAAUCUGUCUAAGUCCUUCUGUAGCCUCUCUACUUCCUCAAAACUAUCUGUCCCUCCACCUAUCUUUGUAUCAUCCACAAACUUUGCCACAAAGCUAUCAAUUCCAUCAUCUAAGUCAUUGACAUAUAAUGUAAAAUGAGACGGUCCCAGCACAGAUCCCUGUGGAACACCACUAGCUGCCAGCAGCCAACCAGAAAAGGCCCCUUAGUCCCUCUCUUUGCCUCCAGACAAUCAGCCAGUGCUUUAUCUAUGCUAGAAUCUUUCCUGUAAUACCACGGGCUCUUGGCUUGUUAAGCAGCCUCAAGUGUGGCACUUUGUCAAAGACCUUCUGAAAAUCCAAGUGCUCAACAUCAACCAAUUCUCCUUUGUCUAUCCUGCUUGUUAUUUCUUCAAAGAAUUGCAACAGAUUAGUCAGGCAAGAUUUUCCCUUGAGGAAACCAUGCUGACUACGGCCUUUUUUAUCAUGUGCCUCAAAGUAACCCGAGACCUCAUCCUUAAUAAUCAACUCCAACAUCUUCCCAACCACUGAGAUCAGGCUAACUGGCCUAUAAUUUCCUUUCUUCUGCCUCUCUCCCUUCUUGAAAAGUGGAGUGACAUUUGCAAUUUGACAUUCCAUUCAGAAACUUGCCAAUCAAUUGAUUCUUGAAAGAUCAUUACUAAUGCCCCCACAAUCUCUUCAGCCACGUCUUUUAGAACCCUAGGGUGUAGACCAUUUACUACAUGUGAUUUAUCUACUUUCAGACCUUUCAGUUUCCCAAGAACCUUCUCCCUAGUAAUGGCAAUUUCACUCACUUCUGCUCCCUGACACUCUUGAACUUCUGGCAUACUUCUCGUGUCUUCCACGGUGAAGACUGAUGCAAAAUACUUAUUCAGUUCAUCUGCCAUUUCGUUGUUCCACCUAAUUACUUCUCCAGUAUCAUCUUCCAUCAGUACAAUAUCCACUCUCACCUCUCUUUCACAUUUUAAGUAUCUGAAGAAAUUUUUGUUAUCUGUAAGUCUAGCUUACCUUCAUAUUCCAUCUUUUCAUUCUUAAUGAGUUUUUAGUUGCCUUCUGUGGGUCUUUAAAAGCUUCGCAAUCUAACUUCCCACUAAUUUUUGCUUUAUUAUAUGCCCUCUCUUUGGCUUGUAUGUUGGUUUUGACUUCUCUUGUUAGCCAUGGUUUAUCAUCUUGCCUUUCAAAUACAUUUUCCUCUUUGGGAUGUAUAUAACCUGCACCUUUCAAAUUGCUUCCAGAAAUUCCAGUCAUUGCUGCUCUGCUGUCAUUCCAGCCAGCAUUCUUUCCCUAUCAAUUUUGGCCAGCUCCUCUCUCGUGCCUCUGUAAUUCCCUUUACUCCACUGUAACACUGAUACAUCUGACUUUAGCUUCUCCUUCUCAAAUUGCAGCGUGAAUUUUAUCAUAUUAUGAUCACUUUCCCCUAAGGGGUCCUUAAGCUGUCUAAUCAUUUCUGGUUCAUUCCACAGUACCCAAUCCAGAACAGCUGAUCCCCUAGUGGCCUUAACCAUGAGCUGCUCUAAAAAGCCUCCUGUAGGCAUUGUAGAAACUCCCCCUCUUUGGGAACCAGCACCAACCUGAUUUUCCCAAUCUACCUGCAGAUUGAAACCCCUCAUGACUAUUGUAACUUUGCCCUUUUGGCAUGCAUUUUCUAUCUCCUGUUGUAAUUUGUAGAUCACGUUCUUACUGCUGUUUAGAAGGUCUGUAUAUAACUCCCGUCAGGGUCGCUUUACCCUUUCAGUUCCUUAGCUCUAUCCACAAUGAUUCAAUACCUUCUGAUUCUAUGUCACCUCUUUCUAAUGAUUUGAUUUCAUUUUUUACCAGCAAAGCCACGCCACCCCCUGUGCCUUCCUGCCUGUCCUUUUGAUACAUGUAUGUUUGGACAUUACUCUCCCAGCUAUAAUCUUCUUUUAGCCAUGAUUCUGUGAUGCCUACAACACCAUACCUGCCGAUCUGUUUUGUGGCUGCCUGUAAGGAGAUGAAUCUCAAGGGUGUAUAUAGGAUACAUAUUUUGAGAAUAAAAUGCACUUUGAACUUUUGAUUUGGAUGCACAAGUGUAAACAUUGAUAACAGUGUGCUCCUGUUGGGUGGGUCUCUAAACACGAGCAACAUUCUUUCAACGUCAAGUCAGGACAUCAACCAGUUAAACCCAGUGCUGUCGCCUGGAUAAACCCCGUGCCUCUAAUCAGUUAAACUCAAUAUUGCUAACUGGAUAAACCCUAUGCCUCUAACCAGUCAAGCCUGGUGUCACAAGCCUGUUAAACCCAAUGAUGCUAACCGAUUAAAUCCAAUGCUGUCAUCCAGAUAGAUCCAGUGCCUUUAACCUGUUUGCAGCAUUGCAACUCAAUGCUGCUGCAAACUGAAUUCUGCUAACUGGUUAAAUCCAGUGCUGUCACUCAAAUAAACUCAGUGUCUCUAACCAAUUAAACCUAAAUCUGCAGACUGACUAAACCCAAUGCCUCUAACCAGUUAAGCCCAAAGCCUCUAACUAGUUAAACACAAUGCUACUAACUGCUUAAGUGCAACGCUGCUAACUGGUAAAGUCCAACCCUGCCAAUCACUAUUGUUUGGGCACUUUACAUGUGGCAAAAGGUCUGAAGUUGCUUCCUGUGGGCAGUUCCCAGCAACACUCGAGAACAAGCCAUAUGAGGAUGAGUGACCAGACAGCUGGGCGGAGACAGAGAUUCAGGAAGAUUUUGAGUCUAUACGGGCUAAGAUGUCCAUCCUGUGCUUAAGAUCAUAAGACCAUCGGACAUAAGAGAAAUUAGGCCAUUCAGCCCAUUGUGUCUGCUCUGCCAUUUCAUCAUAGCUGAUCUAUUUUUCCUCCCAACCCCAUCCUUCUGCUCGCUCGCCAUAACUGUUCUUUCCCCGACUAAUCAAGAACCUACCAACCUCUGCCUUAAAUGCACUCAAUGACCUGCAUCCACAGCCCUCUGUAGCAAUGAAUUCCACAGAUUCAUCACCCUCUGGCUGAAGAAAUUCUUCCUCACCUCUUUUCUAAAUGGUUGUCCCUCUAUUCUGAGGCUGUGCCCUCUGAUGCUAGAUUCACCCACUAUAGGAAACUUCCUCUCCACAGCCACUCUAUCUAGGCCUUUCAAUAUUCAAUGGGAUCACCUGCCCCCUCCCUUACUUUUCUAAGCACCUGCAAGUGCAGGCCGACAGCCAUCAAACGCUCCUCAUACAUUAACCCUGUCAAUCCUGGAGUCAUUCUCGUGAACUUCAACUGAAUCCCCUCCAGUGCAUCUCUUUCUUCUCACAAUCCUCCAAGUGAGGCCUUACCAGUGCCUUAUAAAGCCUCAGCAUUACAUCCUUGUUUUUAUAUUCUAAUCCUCUCACAAUGAAUGCCAGCAUUGAAUUUGACUUCCUUACCACUGACUCAACCUGCAAAUUAACCUUUAGGGAAUUCUGCACAAGGACUCCCAAGUCUCUUUCCACCUUGUAUUUUUAAAUUUUCUCCAUUUCGAAAAUAGUCUACGCUUUUAUUCCUUCUUCCAAAGUGCAUGACCAUACACUGUAUUCCAUCUGCCACUUCUCCUAAUCUAUCAAAGUCCUUCUGCAGACUUCCUGCUUCCUCAACACUACCUGCUCCUCCACUUAUCUUCGUAUUGUCUACAAACUUGGCCACAAAGCCAUCAAUUCCAUCAUCCAAAUCAUUGACAUAUAGCAUAAAAAGAAGCGGUCCCAACACCGACCCCUGCAGAACACCGCUAAUCACCAGCAGCCAACCAGAAAAGGCUCCCUUUAUUCCCACCUUUGCCUCCUGCUAAUCAGCCAAUCUUCUAUCCAUGCUCAUAUAUUUCCUGUAAUACCGUGGUCUCUUGUCUUGUUCAGCUGAUUCAUGAAUAGCGCCUUGUCACAGGCCUUCUGAUCCUCCAAGUACUCAAUAUCCACCGAUUCUCUUUGUCUAUCUUGCUUGAUAUUUUCUCAAACAAUUCCAACAGAAUUGUCAGGCAAGAUUUCCCCUUAAGGAAACCAUGCCAAUUUUUAUCAUGUGCCUGCAAGUACCCUGAGAUCUCAUUAUUAAUAAUGAGGUCAGACUUCACUGGCGGAUAAUUUCCUUUCUUCAGUCACCCUUCCUUCUUGAAGCAUGGAGUGACAUUUGCAAUUUUCCAGUGCUCCGGAACCAUGCCAGAAUGGUGUCAUCAACAACAUGACGUCCCAACUCUCACACUCAUGGCCCUGAUUGAUGAAGGCAAGCACUUCCCAUCUCGUCUAGCUCUAGCACCAGUUUUAGGGAGCCAUGUACUCGCACAUUCCUAGUUCCUCAGCUCGACAACACUUUCCAGGGUCCUACACUUUACUGUGUGACCAAGGCCUGGUUUAACUUGACAAAAUGCAACAUCCAAGUUAAAUUCCAUCUGCCAAUUCCUGGUCUCCUUCCCAGUUUGUCUACAUUUGGUGGUAAUCUUAGAUAACCCUCUAUGACAUGAACAAUUUGAGUGAACUGCUCACUACGUUCUACCACAGGGUCAUAGAGUUGCAGAACACUACAGCACAGAAACAGGCCCUUUGGCCCAUCCAGCUGAACCAUUCAAGCUGCCUAAUCUCAUCUACCUGCACCCAGACCAUAGCCCUCCUUACCCUUCCCAUCCAUGUACCUAUCCAAACCUCUCUCAGAUGUUGAAAUCAAACCCACAUCCACCACCUCCAGCUUGUUCCACACUCUCACCACCCUCUGAGUGAAGUUCUCCCUCAUGUUCCCCUUAAACAAUUCACCUUUCACUCUUUACCCAUGAUCACUGGUUCUAGACUCCUACAACCUCAGUUCAAAAAGCCUCCUGCAUUUAUACAAUCUAUAGACCUCGUAAUUUUGUAUACCUCUGUCAAAUAUCCCCUCAUUCUCCUACGGCCCAGGGAAUGAAGUCGGAACAAUCACAGCACGGAAACAGGCCAUCUCGGCCCUCCUAGUCCGAACCUAUUCACCAUUCUCUAUAACUCAGGUCCUCAAGUCCCAGCAACAUCAUUGUAAAUUUUCUCUGCACUCUUUCAAUCUUAUUGAUAUCUUGUCAGUAGGUGGCCAGAACUGCACACAGUACUCCAAACUGGGCCUCACCAAUAUCUUAUACAAUUUCAUCAUAAUUUACUUAUUAUUAUUUAAUUAUUUAUGGUUUUAUAUUGCUAUAUUUCUACACUAUUCUUGGUUGGUGCGACUGUAACGAAACCCAAUUUCCCUCGGGAUCAAUAAAGUAUGUCUGUCUGUCUGUCUGUCUGUCUGUCUGUCAACAUCUGUACUCAGUACAUUUAUGAAGGCCAAAAAGCUUUCUUUAAGACCCUAAAUACCUGUGAAGCCACUUUCAAGGAACUAUGGACCUGUAUUCCCAGAUCUCUCUGUCCAUCCAAACAUCUUAGUGCCCUACUGCUCUCUGUGUAAGUCCUACCCUGGUUUGUCCUCCCGAAGUGGAGACCCUCACACUUAGCUGCAUUAAAUUCCAUCUGCCAUUUCUCAGCCCAUUUUUCCAGAUCCCACUGCAAGCUUUGAUAGCCUUCCUCACUGUACAAUGAUUAAAGAAUUUCCUUAGAACUAGGAGAGAAAGGCUAUUUGGUCUGACAAGCUUGCUGUCCCACUUUCCUACUGCCCAACAUUGAAUUUCCACAUCAGUUGUAUCAAGUCUCUUUUGUACCCUCUCAGUAACCUCCAAAUCCUCCGGCAGAUUAAGCAUCCAGCUUGGAUCGAACCCCUGGCUCAGCAAUCUAUCAUCUCCAUCGAGAGGGAAUCUGCAUGUUGUUCCUGAUCAGUCCGGAGAGCAGCAGAAGCAGCUGGUUCAGGGAAUGUGCAUUGACAGCUGGAAAUGUAUAAUUCUGCACAGACAGGUUCACUGCCCCCUGUCUGCACUUUCAAUGCAUUUGCUAUUUUUACAGAAGGAAUUCCAAAAGCACUUGUGCAGACAGGUGAUGAAAGGCUCACAGGUUCAGGAGAUAAAGUUCUACCAGAACAAGUGACAAGUGUGAGCUGAUUUAGAACAUAGUACAGCACAGUAGAGGCCCUUCAGCCCAUGCUGCUGUGCUGACCUUUUACCCCACUCCAAGAUCAAUCCAUUCCUUCCCCGAUGGUCAUAGAGCAUAGAGUUCUGAAACAGAGUCAUGGAGCACUAGAGCAUAGAACCAGGCCUUCAGGUCUAUGUUGAUAGAUCCCUCAAAGUUACUGAGAAAGUUGAUAGGGUGGUUAAGAAGACACAUGGUGUGAUUGGCUUUCAUUAGUCGGGGGACUGAGUUCAGGAGCCGUGAGGUAAUGUUGCUCCUCUAUAAAACUCUGGUUAGUCCACACUCGGAGUAUUGUGUUCAGUUCUGGCUGGCUCAUUUUAGGAAGGAUGUGGAAGCUUUACAGAGGGGGCAAAGGAGAUUUACUUAGGAUGCUGUCUGGAUCAGAGAGCAUGUCUUAUGAGGAUAGGUUGAGAAAGAAAGAGAGGAAGUUGUGGAGGCGAAGACCGUGGGCAUAUUUAAAGCAAAGAUUGAUCAUUUCCUGAUUGGUCAAGGCACCAUGGGUUAUGGCAAGAAGACAGGUGUAUGGGGGUGAGUGGGAUUGGCCAUGACGGAAUGGCAGAGCAGACUCGAUGAAUGGCCUAAUGUCUUAUGUCUUAUGGUCGGUCGAAAGAAAGAAAGAAAGAAAAAAUAGAUUUAUUUGUCCGAUGUACAUUGAAGCAGUGAAUUGUGUCGAUUGCAUUAACAACUAACAUAGUCAAGGACGUGCUGGGCGAGGCAACCCGCAAGUAUCACCAUGCAACCGAUGUUAGCAUAAAAUUGUCCACAACUCACUAACCCUAACCCUAGCCUGUACAUAUUGUCCACAACUCGUUAACCCUAACCCUAACCCUAACCCGUACGUAUUGUCCACAACUCAUUAAUCCUAACCCUAACCCAUACUUAUUGUCCACAACUCACUAACCCUAACCCUAGCCUGUACGUAUUGUCCACAACUCAUUAAUCCUAACCCUAACCCAUACUUAUUGUCCACAACUCACUAACCCUAACCCUAGCCUGUACAUAUUGUCCACAACUCAUUAAUCCUAACCCUAACCCAUACGUAUUGUCCACAACUCAUUAAUCCUAACCCUAACCCAUACGUAUUGUCCACAACUCAUUAACCCUAACCCGUACAUAUUGUCCACAACUCAUUAACCCUCACCCGUAUGUAUUGUCCACAACUCGUUAACCCUAACCCGUAUGUAUUGUCCACAACUCGUUAACCCUAACCUGUAUGUAUUGGGAUGUGGGAAGAAACCUGAGAACCCAGAGGAAACUCACAUGGUCUUGAGGAGAACAUACAAACUCCAUUCAGACAGCAGCAGAACUGGACCUGGGUUGUUGGUGCUGUUUAGUGUUACACUAAACUCCAUGCUACCGUGUCUCCCACGUUUCUAGCCAAAACAUUGAAUGUUUAUUCCUCACCAUAGAUGCUGCCUGACCUGCUGAGCUCCUUUUGUGUUUGUUGCUCUGGAUUUCCAGCAUCCGCAGAAGCUCUUGCGUUACUGAUUUUAUUUUGGUUGGUAGGUCUGAUGAUGUUGACAGCAUCGGCCUGUGCGAUUCUUACCCAGGUCCUGAAAGUAAUAAGAACACCCCAGAAAAAAUUGGGUUUUGUCCCAUGAUGCACAGAAACACAGACAGAAAUCCUUUUGAUAAAAUGAAACAGUUCCGUUUACUCCAAUUACUCCGAUCAUUCAAUCUAUGGGGUUUCUUACUUUGAGGAUGUAUACGAAGAGAAAGAAUUUCAGGUUGUCUACUGUCUACAUUCUCUGAUAUUAAAAUUAACCUAUGGAUUUGUGGAUGUUCAAAUAUUCCAGAGGCCCAGUCAGUGGCGGGAGCAGAGCGCAGCGACGAGGUUUCUCGCAGGUCGGCGAUGCUUGCUUAAAAGGAGAGCUUUGCAGGCGUCUGGAUAUUCUGCAGGCUCAAUCAGCAGCAGGAGUGGAGCACAGUAAAUUAAAUAAAAUACAGAAGGGACAAGCAGGGCAGCCAUUGUUGGGAGAAGAUGACGGUGAGAGUAGGAGUGUCAGGCUUUAGCGCAAAGGAGGCUUCGGCCUGGAAGAGGCACUGGCCCUGGGUAAACUUCUGUUAAGCUUCCAUUUUUCAAAAUUCUUACUGUGCUUAGUGAGGUAAUGGCUGCUGUGUGUUCUUCAUGUCAGAUGUUGGAGUCCUGGGAGACCUAGAGACUCCCGGGGAACUACGUCUGCAUGAAGUGCAUCCAGCUGCAGCUCCCUGAAGACCGUGUUAGGGAUCUGGAACCACAGCUGGAUGACCUUCAGCUUGUACGGCAGAGAGAGGAGAUAAUCGAUCAGAGUUACAGGGAAGUAGUCACCCCCAAGUUGCAGGAGGCAAGUGUCUGGGUGAUUGUCAGGAGAAAUGGAAAUAUGAAUGGCAGUUACAGCAGAACACCCUCGUGGCCAUUCUCCUCAAUGAUAAGUAUACUGCUUUGGAUAGUGUUGUGGAGGAUGUCCUCCCAGGGGAAUGCCACAGGGACCAGGAUACAGGCACUGAGCAUGGGUCCAUGGUGCAGAAGGGAAAGAGGGAGAAGAGGGGAGCAGUAGUGAUAGGGGACUCAAUUGUCAGAGGAACAGACAGGAGAUUCUGUGAGCGUGAACGGGACAUGCAGAUGGUACGUUGCCUCCCAGGUGUCGGGGUCAGGGAUGGCUCAGACGGUGUCCACAGCAUUUUAGAGAGAGAGAGAGAGCAGCCAGAUGUCUUGGUACAUAUUGGUACCAAUGCCAUAGGAAGGAAAAGACAUGUGGUCCUGGAGAGAUAAUUUAGACAGCUGGGCAGAAAGCUGAGAAGGAAGAUCUCCAGGAUAGAAAUUUCUGGAUUGUUACCUGUGCCACGUGCUAAUGAGAGUAGAAACAGGAUGAUUUGGCAGAUAAAGCAUGGCUGAGAAGCUGGUGCAGGGGGAAGGGCUUCAGGUUUCUGGUUCAUUGGGAUCUCUUCUGUGGGAGGUAUGACCUGAACGAAAGGGAUGGGUUACACCUGAAACCGAGGAGGACAAAUAUUCUUGUGAGCAGGUUUGUUAGAGCUGUUAGGGAGGGUUUAAACUAGUUUGGCAGGGGGUUGGGAACUGGAAUGAAGGGACUCAGGAUAGGGCGGAUGGUAAAACAGUAAAGAUAGCGUGCAGUCAGAUUGUCAGGAAGGGCAGGCAGAUGAUAGGACAAAAUUGCAGCCAGUAGGGUGAGUAUCAGUGCAUUAGGGAUGCAGAAUCAAAAAGGGUAGCAAUUACAGAACUCAAAGUGUUAUAUCUCAAUGCACGGAGUAUAAGAAAUAAAGUGGAUGAUCUUGUUGCACUAUUGCAGAUUGUCAGGUAUGAUGUUGUUGCCAUCACUGAAGAGUGGUUGAACGAUGGUUGUAGCUGGGAGAUGAAUACCCAAGGUUACGUGUUGUAUCGGAGGGAUAGGAAAGUAGGCAGAGGGGGUGGUGUGGCUCUGCUGGUAAAGACUGGCAUCAAAUCAGUAGAAAGUUGUGAUAUAGGAUCGGAAGAUGUUGAAUCCUUGUGGGUUGAGUUAAGAAACUGCAAGGGUAAAAGGACGUUGAUGGCAGUUAUAUACAGGCCUCCCAACAGUGGCUGGGAGGUGGCCCACAGAUUACAACAGGGAACAGAAAAGGUAUGCCAAAAGAGCAAUGUUAUGAUAGUCGUGGGAGAUUUUAUCAUUCAGGUAGAAGGGAAGAUCAGGUUGGUAAUGGAUCUCAAGAGAGUGAGUUUGUUGAAUGCCUAUGAGAUGGCUUUUUAGAGCAGUUUGUCGUUGAGCCUGCUAGGAGAUCAGUUAUACUAGGUUGGGUGUGACGUAAUGAACUGGAGGCUAUUAGGGAGUUUAAGGUAAAAAGAAAAUCCUUAGGACCUGAUGAUCUUGAUUUGAUUCAGUUCAACUUGAAAUUUGAUAGGGAGAAAGUAAAGCCUGGUGUAGCAGUAUUUCAGUGGAGUAAGAGAAAUUACAGUGGUAUGAGAGAGGAGUUGGCCAAAGCAAACUGGAAGGAGCUGCUGGCAGGGAUGUCAGCAGAGCAGCAAUGGCUUGCGUUUCUGGGAAAAAUGAGGAAGGUUCAGGUCAGAUGUAUUCUAAAAGCAAAGAAAUACUCAAAUAGCAAAAUAAUACAACCACGGCAGACAAGAGAAGUCUAUGCUAAUAUAAAAGCAAAAGAGAGGGCAUGCAACAAAACAAAAAUUAGCAGAUAGUUAAGGGACUGGGAGCCUUUAAAAAUCCACAGAGAGCAACUAAAAGAAUCAUUAGGAGGGAAAAGGAGGGAAAUAUGAAAGCAAGCUAGCAAAUAAUAUCAAAGUGGAUUGUAAAAGUUUUUCAAGUAUAUAAAAAAUAAAAGAGAGAUGAGUGUGAUAGAGGAAUGCUAGCGUUAGAGAUUGUGGGAGCAUAAGUAAUGUUCUUUCAAAAAUUAUUGGACUCUAGCAUGGUGCCAGGGGACUAGAAAAUUGUAAUUGUCACUCCACACUUUAAGAAAGGAGAAAGGCAGCAGAAAGGAAAUUAUAGACCAGUUAGCCUGACCUCAGUGGUUCGGAAGAUGUUGGAGUCAGUUUUUAAGGAUGAGGUUAUAGAGUACUUGGUGACAGGACAAGGUAGGACAACGUCAACAAGGUUUCCUGAAGGGAAAUUCCUGCCUGAUGAACCUAUUGGAAUUCUUUGAGGAGUUUACAAGCAGGAUAGAUAAAGGGGAUACAGUGAAUGUUGUAUAUUUGGACUUUCAGAGGGUCUUUGACAAGGUGCUACAUAUGAUGCUGCUUACCAAAUAAAGAGCCCGUGGUAUUAUAGGAAAGGUAGUGGUAUACUUAGAGCAUUGGCCGAUUGGAAGGAGGCAGCGAGUGGAAAUAGAAGAAUCCUUUUCUGGUUGGCUGCCAGUGACUAGUUGUGUUUCACAGGGGUUGGUGUUGGGACACUUCUUUUAUGAUGUAUAUCAAUGACUUAGAUGAUGGAAUAGACGGCUUUGUUGCCAAGCUUGUAGAUGAUAUGAAGAUUGGUGGAGGGGUAGGUCAUGUUGAGGAAACAGGUAGGCUACAGAAGGACUUAGACAAAUUAGGAGAAUGGGCAAAAAAGUGGCAAAUCAAAUACAAUGUUGGAAAAUGCAAGGUCAUGCAUUUUGGUAGUAGAAAUAAAUGUGCAGAAUACUUUCUAAACGGGGAGAAAAUCCAAAGAUCUGAGAUGCAAAGGGACUUUGGAGUUCUUGUGCAGAAUACCCUAAAGGUUAACUUGCAGGUAGAGUCGAUGGUGAGGAAGGCAAAUGCCAUGUUAGCAUUCAUUUCAAGAAGUCUAGAAUACAAGAGCAGGGAUGUGAUGCUGAAGCUUUAUAAGGCACUGGUAAGGCCUCACCUUGAAAAUUAUGAAAAGUUUUUGGCUCCUUAUCUAAGACAAGAUGUGCUGGCAUUGAAGAGUGUGCAGAGGAGGUUCACAAGGAUGAUUCAGGGAAUGAAAGGGUUAGAUAGAAAGUUUGAUGUCUCUGGAUCUGUUCUCUGAACGGUGCUGGUUGAAGCAGAAUGCACCUCCAAUCCCUCCAUCCCAUUGCUGUGCUUAAUUUCUUCUCAUAUUUUUGAACUGUUUAAUACAAGUGAUCUCUACAGUACAAUUUU
Messenger RNA from Hypanus sabinus (Atlantic stingray), 15159 nucleotides. RefSeq names its product angiopoietin-4-like. Bases 204 to 1673 code for a protein of 489 amino acids. NCBI's taxonomy places the organism in Eukaryota, Metazoa, Chordata, Chondrichthyes, Myliobatiformes, Dasyatidae. The record is from RefSeq and is a predicted model, not a curated record. The transcript is spliced from 9 exons.